Lachancea fermentati is the source of this 1707-nucleotide messenger RNA. The record is from the annotation of a GenBank genome assembly. Lineage: Eukaryota; Fungi; Ascomycota; Saccharomycetes; Saccharomycetales; Saccharomycetaceae.
AUGGCCACCGCACGUGAUUUGAAAGAAGCCGGCGAGACCAGCAUCGUCGAUAAGCAAACUGGUCAGGUAUACGAGCUUGAUCUAGAGACGCUCUCGCCAAAUGGGUCUUCGAAGACAUCGCCCAUUGAGGGCCAUAAACUAAAGAAGGGCCUGAAAUCGCGCCACAUUCAAUUGAUCGCCCUGGGUGGUUGUAUCGGUACAGGUCUUUUCGUGGGUACGUCGUCAACGCUGUCGAAAUGUGGUCCAGCGGGUUUGUUUACCUCGUACCUUAUCAUCUCCCUGAUUAUCUACCCGGUCAUGAAUGCCCUGGGUGAGAUGGUAUGCUAUCUACCUGGUGGGGAAGAUGGUUCUGGUGGGUCAAUUUCCAAGCUGGUGAGGCGCUAUGUGGAUCCUUCGCUUGGGUUCGCCACUGGUUGGAACUACUACUACUGUUACGUAAUAUUGGUUGCUGCUGAGUGUACCGCCGCCUCUGGAGUGGUACAAUACUGGACUGAUAAAGUGCCCACAGGUGCAUGGAUCACUAUUUUCCUUGGGGUUGUCGUACUUUUGAACUUCGGGGCUGUUAAGUUUUACGGUGAGAGUGAGUUUUGGUUCGCCUCUAUCAAGAUUUUGUGUAUCCUUGGACUACUGCUUGUUUCUUUCAUCAUCUUCUGGGGUGGUGCUCCUACACACGACAGGCUGGGGUUCAGAUACUGGAAGCACCCUGGUGCCUUCGCUUACCACAUCACUACCGGGAACACUGGUCGGUUCCUCGAUAUUUGGACCGGUGUCAUCAAGGGUGGUUUCGCUUUCAUUUUAGGCCCAGAAUUGGUCGCGUUGACAUCGGCUGAGGCCCAGGAUUCUAGAAGAAACAUCGAAAAGGCUUCACGUCGUUUUGUCUACCGUUUGAUCUUCUUUUAUGUCGCCUCGUCUCUUGCCAUCGGUUGUAUUGUUGCCUACAACGAUCCUACUCUGGAAAACGCCUUGGCCCAAGGGAAACCCGGUGCAGGUUCAUCUCCCUUCGUGAUCGGCAUUCAAAAUGCAGGCAUCAAGGUUUUGCCUCACAUUGUGAAUGCGUGUAUUCUAACUUCUGCGUGGUCCUCUGGUAACUCGUUCAUGUUUGCGUCCAGUAGAUCUCUACUGUCUAUGGCACAAGAGGGCUAUGCUCCAAAGAUCUUUGGGAAGAUCAACAGACACGGUGUUCCUUACAAUGCCGUUGCGCUCUCUGCAGCCAUUUCGUGUCUCGCGUACUUAAAUGUUUCUUCGUCGUCUGCCCUGGUGUUUACCUGGUUCUCGAACAUUUCCACCAUUUCAGGUUUCAUCGGCUGGAUCUGCAUUGGUGUCGCAUACUUGCGCUUCAGAAAGGCUAUCUUCUUCCAAGGACUCUACGAUCGCGUGCCCUUCAAGACUCCAUUCCAACCCUACGGUACCUACUUCUUUGUCACCAUCAUCAGUGUGAUCUGUCUCACUAACGGGUACGCAACCUUCAUUCCAAAGUACUGGAACGCAGCUGACUUUGUUGCUGCAUACAUCACUCUGCCUAUCUUCAUCGUGUUGUGGCUCGGCCACAAGGCUUAUACUAGAACUUGGAAAUGCUGGGCCAUUCCUGUGGCGGAGAUUGAUGUUACUACAGGGUUGCGUGAGAUUGAAGAGGAGACCAAGGAGCUUGAUGCUGCCAGGGUCCAACCCAACACCUUGUGGGGGAAGUUUAUUGAAUGGCUUUUGUAG